AUGUAUGGCGUGGCCAUUUUGGCCUUGUGCAUCGUAAUUUCCACGGAACGCCGCGACAACGGCACUGAGGCACCUGCGGGUGCGAAGAGUAUCGGACUGGUGGGCGGAGUGAUGCUGCUCAUCAACAAUUUGGCAGGAGAAGUCUCCAGCUGGGUCUUCAAGCUGCUUAUGCCUGCAACAAUUGAGGUGAUUUGGAUUGGCCUGUUGCUGUCCGAGCCAGCCUUCCCCAAUCCUUUGCCAAUCGCUACAGCCUCGCAAUCCUCGCUGAUUGGCACCGUCCUUUUCAACUUUGUUCCUGCCCCAGUGGUCCAGUCGCAAAGGAAGCAAAACGUGCAAGAUGUCAGUGAUCCUGCGGAACUGUGGCAUCGGGAUUCCAAAGCAGUUGAGGCCUUUACAAGCGCCUUGCCCUCCUGGGUCAAUGAAAAGAAACCUGACGUGCCUGUCGGGACAACUUUCUGGACGACCAUGUGCUUCGUGGUUGUGCUUUAUUCUGUAGUUGGCAUUGUCGGUGGCAUGGCGUAUGCGCCCUUCUACGACACCAACGAGAACCUGUUCAGCAAACUGAAUGCCGGCGGCUCCAAAGUGGGGCAAGCCACUGUUGCAGCUUAUCCAAUGCUGCAAAAUGUCACUUCAAUCCCAGUCCUGGCCAUCCUCAUUCGUUGCAAUUUGAUUCAGGGAGGUUUACCUCCUGCUGCUGCCACGUUCAUAGCCGUUGCUUUGCCGUGGCUCAUGAGCAUCCCGUUUUACACUGGCAGUGGCUUUGACACCAUUGCAGAGGUUGGUGGUUUGGCGACCUCCUCAGUGAUCAACUUUAUCAUACCUUUGAUAAUGUGA
Molecule: messenger RNA, 834 nt
Organism: Durusdinium trenchii
Lineage: Eukaryota; Dinophyceae; Suessiales; Symbiodiniaceae
Source: the annotation of a GenBank genome assembly